CAGUGCGCGCGCUCAUUGGCUGUCUCGUGAGCGUCAGGUCUGUGCGUCUGUCUGUUUGAGAUUCAGUUUGAUCGGACGUCCGUUCAGCGGAGGGCGAAGAACACCUGCUUCUGCAUCGGACAUGGAGCGAGCGAGUGCUGAGGCGUUGGAGGCAGAACCUGAUGGCUUCUUUGACAUUCUGGAGGAGAGGCGGCAGGGCAGUGAUAUUAGCCACGCCCUUCGGACCUUUAACCCCCAGCCCUAUCGUGGGGCCGCACCCACUUCAGCUAGUGCUCUCAACAGGAUGGUGCUGGAAUCACAGCACCUGAGCUACAUCAUACAGGAGAUCACGCUUGAGAGUGAUGAACCUCGUGAGGUGCUUCUAAAAGAGGCGUCUGCGAUUCUGGACGAGAUGAGUCAGAACCUUCAGCUGGGCUUCAUUCGACUGCUGGGAUUCAUACUGAGCAAAGUGUUUAAGAGUGUGUUUCGCUCUAUACAUGUCAAUGAGGAUGGACUUACACAGCUGCGGCAGGCCAUUCAGGAGUAUCCCGUUAUCCUGAUGCCCAAUCACAGGAGCUAUGUGGACUUCCUCGUUCUGUCGUACAUCAUGUUCACCUAUGACCUCUCUAUUCCUGUCAUUGCAGCUGGAAUUCCUCUGAUGGGGAUGAAGCUGAUUGGUGAGAUUCUUCGGAGGGCGGGAGCGUUCUUUAUCCGUCGUGCUGUUCGCUCAGACAAACUUUACUGGGCCGUGCUGUCUGAAUAUGUCAGAACAAUUGUCCGAACAGGUUUUGCACCUGUAGAGUUUUAUGUUGAAGGAUGGAGGAGUCGAACACAGAAAUCUCUUAUACCAAAACUUGGAAUGAUGGAAAUGGUAUUGGAGCCUUUUUUUAAAGGAGAAGUGUUUGAUAUCAGUCUAGUCCCCAUCAGCAUCAGUUACGACCGUGUGCUGGAGGAGUCGAUCCUCGCUAAGGAGCUGCUGGGGUUUCCCAAACCUAAGGAGACCACUUGGGGUUUGCUGAAGGCCUGGACGGUGCUGAAGGAAGAUUACGGCUGCAUGCAUGUGUGCUUUGGCAACCCUGUGUCUGUAAGAGACCUGGUGAAGGGAAAGAUGAACUGCAAACAGUACAAUCUUGUGCCCAGAGACUUGCCAAUGAAGGCCAAUAAGCAGACACAGGAGUUUGUGUCAGGUCUUGCCCACGUGAUAGUCCGAUUGCAGGAGAGAAAUGUGGUACUAAGCCCCUGGAACCUGAUUGCUGUGAUUCUCCUGCAGAACCUCCAGGGCAUUGAUUUAGAUCAGCUAACCCACAAAACGCUCUGGCUGAGGAGACUCGCCCUGCAGUUUGGAGCUCACCUCAACUGGCCCAAGCACAUUUCAGAUUCUGAGGUGAUGUCAUCAAACCUGACACUGCAUCACUCAGUAGCACACUGUGAUAAAGGGCAUAUCCAUUUAGCGGAGGAGGCGGGUCCAGUACCUGUCAGUCAAGAGGAGGGCGUGUUCAGACGUGCUACUGCUGUGCUCAUGUGUGCCUCCUACAGGAAUCAAGCUGUCCAUGUAUUCACACGGCCUGCUAUGGUGGCGGUCACUCUGACAAAAGCAGCGAGUAAUAGGACUGAUGACAUCUUUCGUCAUUUUAACCUUCUGUUGGAGCUGUUUUCCAAUGAAUUUGUCUUCAUUCCUGGUCAAGUGUUUCAGGAUUUUGAGGAGGGCUGUUCUUUGCUACAGCAGUCUGGUGUAAUUGGUCGCUCUGAUCAAGAGGUUUUUGUGAGAGAUGAAGGCCAGGAAACCAUCGUCUUCCUAAGAGCGAUUCUGCAGCCUUUCAUAGAGAGUUAUCAGGUGGUGUUUAGGUUUCUGUGUGAGGAAAGCUUGCAAACAUUCACAGAAAAGAACUUCUUACACAGCGUCCGCAGAUUUAUCAUGAAGCUCAUUAUUUCAGGUGAAGUUCAUUCAUAUGAGUGUUUAUCAUCUGAUGUACAAAAAAAUGUUCUUUCAACUUUGUUCAGGAUGGAUGCUCUGACCAAAACUAAAGUUGAUGGGCAGACUGAGUUCAGUGUGAAUAAAAGUGCAGUGACAAGAAUAAGGGACCUACUGAGUAAAUAAUAUGGUGAAUUGACUCCUCGUAUCAGUUCAGACACCAAACUGUGAAGAAAAGAAUCAGAUGAGAGCGAAUCAUCUCUCCAUUUAUACCUGCUGAACUCAUCUGUUGUGAUAACAGAGGUUAUGUUUCCUAGUGUAACAGAGAAUAAACCUACAGGAGCUGCUCUAGAUGUAGAAUUAAUCAGACUGUUAUUGUAUGUACAGCUGAUUUGUUUUUAUUGACCAUGUGAAAAUCAAUAGAACAUAGAUAUUCAGCUGAAAAUUACAGUAGAGCAACAACCACAAAAAACAAAAGUAUUCAUUUAAAAACGUAUGUUCAACAUGAAACUGGUAAUCAAAUAACUAAAUUAACCCUCCUGUUGUGUGUAAAUGUGGGCGACACUGUUGAUAGUGUGUUGCAUGCCAAAGACAAAUAAUAGUCCCUUGCAUAAUAUUUACAAUGUAUAGACCAUUUGGAAAUGUAUGUUUAUUGCAUCUGAAAGCGACACCUUUUUAUUCAUGAUUGUAUGAAAAAUAGAGUAAUAUGUUAUAAACACAUUAUUGUGCUGUUUUUACAAAUACUACUUUUCUUCCUUUAUUUUAGGAAAAGCUGUUGAUAUAAAGCAUUCACAAGUAGUCAAAAAGAGGUUUUCAGAGGCGUGAAACAUUGAAAGGGGACCAAAAGCUCAUAAACGCUCUCUAAUAGCGAAAAACUCAUGUUAGGGCAUAAAGGCAAGGGAUACUUUUGUAAUAAGCUGACAAUAUCAUGGGAGAGUGUCAGCAAUUAUAGGUAAAACAGUAGAGGAAAAUAAAGCUGUACUUUUUUCUAGGUUGCCUACCAUAAAAUAGGUGACCCCAUACUUCACCGAUGUGGUCAAAAUGUGUGCAGGGAUUUUGAAAACUUAAACAUUUGAAGUACAUAUUUGUGUGUUCUUCUAAUAAAUGUAUGAAUAGUCAGAAAGAUUUGUUUUUCUAAAAGGUUUAGCAUAUUUUUAAGAGAUGGCAAAGUUCCUGUGAGGUCAAUUUUUUUUAUCUGUGCAGUUUAAAAAAUAUAUAUUUUUGUAUAAUAACAUUGUAAUAAAAUAUUGAUUACUGUAUGUAUAUUCUGAUAAUAAUAAUUCCUUACAUUUAUACAAACAAAAAUCAUUUUACCAUUUUUAUUUGUAUUUUAUUUUUUUGACCAAGUACAAAGGUAAUACCAUUGUAAUGCUCCAGUGCUUUUUUUGUAA
This is a messenger RNA of Myxocyprinus asiaticus (Chinese sucker), 3282 nucleotides long. RefSeq names its product dihydroxyacetone phosphate acyltransferase-like. The transcript is spliced from 16 exons. The coding region runs from base 122 to 2077 and encodes 651 amino acids. Gene Ontology annotation, biological process: ether lipid biosynthetic process. NCBI's taxonomy places the organism in Eukaryota, Metazoa, Chordata, Actinopteri, Cypriniformes, Catostomidae. The record is from RefSeq and is a predicted model, not a curated record. Gene Ontology annotation, molecular function: glycerone-phosphate O-acyltransferase activity. Gene Ontology annotation, cellular component: peroxisomal membrane; mitochondrial membrane.